GGGGCCCUCUGUCCAGCCCCAGGGCACCGAUGUACUCUUCUCAGCCCCUUGAUGCCCCCUCCUCCAGUCGCUGCCAAGAUUGAAAAGGGGGCACCUCAUCUGCAGGGAGAGAUUCAGGAUGCCCCUCUCCAUGUUCAGAUGCAUGUUGUCAAUGAACUGGGGGAAGCUGUGGCUGGGAACAUGCCAUUUAACUUAUGGUAGAUGCUCUUUUCUAUGGAUAUGCAGACUUAACUGGUGCUUAACAAGGGCCUCUGCCACUCUGACCCAGGCUAAGGCAUAUGACCUGUCAGCUUCCACAUUCUCUCCAGAUGGCAGAGUAUUUCAAGUUGAAUAUGCUAUGAAGGCUGUGGAGAAUAGUAGUACAGCAAUUGGCAUAAGAUGCAAAGAUGGCGUUGUCUUUGGAGUAGAAAAACUAGUCUUGUCCAAGCUUUAUGAAGAAGGUUCCAAUAAACGUCUCUUCAAUGUUGAUCGACAUGUUGGAAUGGCAGUAGCAGGACUCCUGGCAGAUGCUCGUUCUUUGGCAGACAUAGCUAGAGAAGAAGCUUCUAACUUUAGAUCCAACUAUGGAUAUAAUAUUCCAUUGAAGCAUCUUGCCGACAGAGUGGCCAUGUAUGUACAUGCCUACACACUAUACAGUGCUGUCAGACCUUUUGGCUGCAGUUUCAUGUUAGGGUCUUACGAUGAGGAUGAUGGUGCUCAGCUUUACAUGAUUGACCCAUCAGGUGUUUCAUAUGGUUAUUGGGGGUGUGCCAUUGGUAAAGCCAGACAGGCUGCAAAGACAGAGAUUGAAAAACUUCAGAUGAAAGAGAUGACUUGCCGUGAUGUUGUUAAAGAAGUUGCAAAAAUAAUCUACAUAGUUCACGAUGAAGUGAAGGAUAAAUCUUUUGAACUUGAACUCAGCUGGGUUGGAGAAAUAACAAAAGGAAAACAUGAAAUUGUUCCAAAAGACAUCAGAGAAGAAGCAGAGAAAUAUGCUAAGGAGUCUUUGAAAGAGGAGGAUGAAUCAGAUGAGGACAAUAUGUAACACUGUUACUUCAAGACAAGUUUCAAUUUUCUUAAUUUGUAGUAGCGGUUAAUAUGUUAACUAUGGAUUAUUAUUUACUUGCUGGAAAGGUGUUAACUUGCACUAAAAUAAAUUUCCCCAUUUACUAUCAA
Gopherus evgoodei (Goodes thornscrub tortoise) is the source of this 1155-nucleotide messenger RNA. It is a transcript of the gene PSMA3, whose product is annotated as proteasome subunit alpha 3. The record is from RefSeq and is a predicted model, not a curated record. Gene Ontology annotation, cellular component: synapse; nucleus; proteasome core complex. Bases 119 to 1024 code for a protein of 301 amino acids. The transcript is spliced from 11 exons. NCBI's taxonomy places the organism in Eukaryota, Metazoa, Chordata, Testudines, Testudinidae. Gene Ontology annotation, biological process: ubiquitin-dependent protein catabolic process.